AGAGUUGACCGUGGUCGCUGGCAGCUUCGUGGGUUUCCAGCUUCUCUUCUCAGUGGUCAGCCCUCGGCUCUCCUCCGUCCUCACACCGGGUUAUGGACGGCUGCCUACCACCAAGCUCACCGAGUGGAACUCCAGGUGUGUCACAGAAAACCACAACUUUUUUUAUUAUGCAUCUAACGUGUGAAAGCUCUCGCAGUUGCAUCUUGGAACCAUGUGGAAACUAAAGCUUUUUAUUUUCUAUUUGUUUCAUUUGCUUUUGUUAAAUGCUGUAUUAACAGUUUGCCAGUUCAGAACCUGAUAACAAACCUUUCACCACAGCGCUCUAAGAAAGGAUGUCAUGUUUUUAUGCAUGAUUUAUUUUUUGCAUCACAGUAAAGAUAGGGUCCCUCACCACCUUUUUUCUUUUUUAGAUAUAGUUUGUCAUUUUGAGAACACUUAACUGUGAAUAUUGGCUUCACUUUCACAUACAAUCAUGGAAACUAAGGAAUCGUUUGACAUUUUUAGAAAUACGUGCAUUUGCCGAGAGUUAGAUGAGAAGAUUGAUAUGUUUAUUCAUUAUGAAGCUACAGCCAUCAGCUGGUUAGAUUAGUUUACCAUAAAGACUGGAGACAGGGGGAACAGCUAGCCUGGCUCUGUCUAAAGAUAUCAAAAUCCACCUUUCAGCUCCUCUGAAGCUCACUUUGUGACAGAGGUAGGGUAGCUGUUUCCCCCCCUGUUUCCAGUCUUAGUACUACGCUAAGCUAACUGGCUAUGAGCUCCAGCUUCAUAUUUAGUAUACAGACACAAGAGCAGCAUUAAUUGUAACAUUUAACGAGGAAGCAAAUGCGCUUAUUUCCCAAAGUGUAAAACAAAAGUAUUAUCUCUCUGGAUCUAUGGUUUGUUGUGAUGUACAAAAAAACAUUAACAGCAAUUUAAUUAUAUUCCACUGAAACAUUGUUUUAACUCUCAAUGGGUGCAAGGGUGCCUCCCAUCUCACAAACAUUUUGGAUAUAGUUUUUACCAGUUGUGACAGUAAUGUUGAAUAUGAAGAUGCUCUGUGCACAUUACAGUUCAUUUAGCUGACGCUUUUGUUCAAAGCGACUUACAAAAAGUGCAAACAAUCAUGAGGAUAUAUCUCGAAACAACAGGAAUCUUGCAAGUACAUUAACUUCAAGUAGGUGAAAUCCUUUAAAUGCAGAACAAUGGCUUCAAAUAAGACAAACCAAUGUAAGUGCAACACACAAAGAACAGGAUCUUUAUUUAUUUUAUUUUCUCCUGCACUCUUGGUCUCCAGGUGUUGAUGCUAUUAAGAUAUCGCUCUUACGAUCUCUGAAAAUAUAGGAAGUCCUUGAAUAGAAUGUUGUCGUCUUAGAUAUUAGAGGGGGCAGACUUGAGUGAAAUUACACUCACUAGCAUGUUGUUGUUGCACUUGACUUUUUAACGCACACACACACUUACAUUUUUGACACGCCUCCCUAGAAUAGUUUUGUUAUAUAACCUUGCAAUGUCAUGGCAUCCUGACGGAACUGACCUGUGUUGCCCUGUGUGCAGCUCUGUUAAAGUGGCCCCUAAUGUGCCUCUGGCCAACUCAUCAUCAUUCCACACAACUACAGCUGUGCUGUGAAUGGCUGGUGGAGCACAGGGACGUUUUUAAGUUUCAAGCAGAAACCUCAGGGGCAAUAAUUUGUAGUUGCAUAACAUCUUUCACAGACUCUUGAGUUGUGGGCUGUUUUCUCCCUCCUUUCUUUUUGUCCGUCUCUUCUGCUGUCUCUGAUGAGCAUUCAUUCAUACAACUAUAGUUUACUUUAGCCUUUCUGUCCUCAUUUGAACGUACAGGGUGUAUUACCAAAUGAAUAGUUCAAAACAAGUCAAAGGGCAGGCACUGAUGUUUCACUUCAGAGUGGCCUACUGUUGCAUAACAGCCAGCUCUCAGUGUGUUAGUGCGAUGUUUAUGUAACCACGACUUAAGUGCAAGGAGAGGAGGGAGAAAGUAUUUCCAAAGAAGUGCAGGGUCGACUUGUUAAAAUUGUUGAUUUCUUUGUUUCCUUUUUAUCUUAUGUCUGCUCUCUUCGUUUUAAUUGUGCAAUGUUUUGGUUUUUACAAAUGUAUAAUUAGAAACCUCUCAAUGUGAACACGAGCACCAGAGUGUGUCUGCGUGACUCGUAACAUAACCUACACAGACGGCUAUAUUGACACUUGGUUGUUCCAACUUCCUUUAGCCAAGUUCCUCCAAAGCUUUUCCAUUUUUAGACACUUCACUCUGAAUCAGCAGUAAUAAUGGACACGUCCAGUCAUACAGUAGCCGAUCUGUAGAGCCAGUCUUGGCCUGGGGGCUCAGGACAGCAGCUGCGGCCCGCAGGGCAGGGUUUGCUGAGGGUGUAUGGUGACUGUGGAGGAGCUGUGAUUCUGGCAGAGGAGAGAUAAGGGUUGGUGUCGACUGUGCACGCUCUGGUUGUGGGGUUGUUCUGUCUGUACAUCCUGUGGUUCGAUGAUGCAGUCAACGCCAAUCCCUGUCUGGGGUGACCCCAGUCUCGUCAAACUAAAUGUAGCCAUAACCUGUGGUUACCUCCUGUAUGACCUUGUGCUGCUCGCAUCUAACUGGAGCACUAUGGGGGACGGCUUUUUUGUCUGUCACCACUUGGCGGCGCUGUAUGCAUAUGGAUAUGUGCUGACACGAGGCGUGCUUCCCUAUUUUGCCAACUUCCGGCUCAUUUCAGAAUUGUCCACACCGUUUGUGAACCAAAGGUGGUUCUUUGAGGCGUUAAAGUACCCCCGCUCACACCGGCUGGUGGUGAUAAACGGCGUUGCCAUGGCGGUGGUGUUCUUCCUGGUGCGCACCGCCGUCAUGCCAUCUUACUGGUCCAGUGUAUUCAUCACCUUCGGCACUGAGGAAUUUGAGCGGCUGGGCCUGGCCGCCCAGGUGGCCUGGAUCACCUCCUGCAUCGCCCUGGAUAUCUUGAACACUAUCUGGAUGUAUAAGAUCGCCCGCGGCUGCUACAAGGUGCUGACCGGGAGAGGAGGACGCAAGGUCAAGGAAGGAGUGGAGAAGGAGGCUUCCUCGGACGGGAAGCACAUCAACAACCACAAGGACUGAAGAGACGUAGAGCAGAAGGAUAUGUAGACACAGACGUGAGCAGGGAGGGAGGCCGGACAUCCAGGAACCUCACAGCCUCUCUCUGUUGCUAUAGCCUCAGCGUCCCUCUCACCCCCACCCUCCAAUGAUCUCCUUGCAGUUGGCUAGUGGAACAGGCUGGCGGUCCUCAGGUCCUGACCCUGACACGAGACGAAGAGACUGCUCUUUGACUCCCUCGAGCACCAGCCCUCGCAGCCUCAGGGUUAGCCUGCUUCCGGUCGCAGACGAGGCAGAACUCACAAGCACACUUUUAACUGACUGUCCCUCGUCCCUCUUUCGUACCCUAACCACCAUUCAACAUCUCCCCCCUCAGUCUCCUCACAUGCUCAACUUGAGCCAAAGCCAGUCCUCUGAAGUACCUGCGAAAGACAGGAAAGCAUUUAAUUUGCACGAGGAAUAAAAUCACAAAGCCCGACAGAGCUCAGCCCCUUCAGAAGACGACCAUCUCUCGCUCUGCUACUGCUCCUGAGCGACUCGGAGGCUUCCUUCGUGUCGUUCAUGCUCCGUCCACACUCGAGGAGACGUGGCCGCCUGAGCGACGUACUCUCACAUCAGACCCAUACAGUGUUUGUGAAUCUAUAGGGCUCUUGUCUUAAACUCAUCAGACCUCACAAAAAGAGACAGAAAAACACCAUAAUGCCUCUUCUACAGUAUCACCUGCUGUGGCCUCCUUGUAAGAAAGUGGCAUCUGCCUAUCUCACCAGCCAUGCCCCUCUGACCCCCUUUACAAUUUGGAUUAUAUAUUAAUAAAAAACUUAAGAAUAUGCAUGCAGGAGAGGGAAAGACACGCUCUCCAACAUCCUUUAGCUUCUCAUAGGAGGAUUUUGCCUUUUCAGUAUUCAUCGUGUGGGCAUCACUGAGCUGUAGUUUCUUUUUCUGUGUACCCUCUGAUUUUACACCCUGAAGUCGGGCACGUGUCUGAGUCAUAUUACAUCCAUUGCAACCCUCUGCCUCACUGGAUAGGGAGCCGCUAUCCAGCUUGAACGUUUGGUUUUGUUCUACCUCUCCCCCUGCCUUACAAUGACCUCGUCAACCCCGUCAUCAUUAGUACAGUACCAGUCAAAGGUUUGGACACGCAUUCUUAUCCUUUUUGUUGUUCUUUCUGCUGUAAAGAGUGAUUUUAGCCUUUAAAAUGUUAUCUGUUGUAAUAUAACUGAUUCAGAGGGACUUCUUCUUCUCUCCUCCAGAGUUUAUCCCAGCCAAUGCAGUAAAACAGAGCGCCAUCACUUUUCUCACCCGACUAUGUCGUGUACUUUCUAGAGAAACACCCCCGGAAGUUUUUAUACAUACUCUUAUCUCCUUUUGUUCUCGGUGAAUCUGAAAACCUAAUUUAGGAAGAGAGUGGGAAAAGUCCACGCGCAUGAACACGCUGAUGUUGCGUGUGGACUUUUUCCACUCCCUUCCUCAAGUUCGCAUAGCGUGCAAACUAUACACUGUAAUUGAUGCCCUUCUAAAACACUGGCACGGUGCUCUCUUUCUUGCAGAAUGUCAGCAGUAGGAAUGCUAGCAAUUAUUUUUGUUUUUUUUAUUCUAAUAUCUUAAUUACUUUGGAUGUACCAAUAUGUCGCUGUCGAAAGCAAUGUGGCAAUCCUGCAUGUUUUUGUUUUUUUUCUUUAUAAACGAAAUCACUACAGCGCAUGGUAAGAUUGACAUAUUUCUGUGAUGCCUUCAUGAAUAGUCAUGAUAGAUGAAUAACAUCUAAAUAUGAAUUGCAUUAAUCUAAUGCUUACAAGAGGUUUGUCUUCCAAAACAGUUGAUGUUUUUGCCUCUUGGAGCCGACUGAACGCAUGUAUUUGUUAUUUCCUUUCUCCUCCCUGCAUGUCUGUACAGUAUAUACACAUACAGUAGCUCUGCAUGCUGUAUGGUUAACUCGCUAAUCAUUACCACAUUCACUGUAUGCUGCUCGGCAUUACUGUUUUUUACAAAUUCAUGAAGUCUUGUCGUUGUACAGUCUGCUGUCAUCGGACACUAAUGACUACAUAGCUGAUAUCAUGACAGACAGAGAAACAAGAGGAUGUUUGAAAUGUAGCUUUUGUCUCUCUACGAGAAACGUACAAAGGAAAAGCAUAUUUCCUUUUUGCUUAAAAGGGUGCUCCACCGAUUUUAGCAUUACACACUAAUCCCACCACGGGGGAAUCUCAAUGAACAAGUAUCACAUUUGAUACAGCAGAACCAGAUAUCCAUCCAAAUGUACUGCAUCAUUCAACUAAAGCAAAUGAAUGAAACAAAAGAAAGCUGUUAAUUAAUACAUCUUUCCAUCCACUCCUGUUUAGGAGUUGUUGCAACCAAAGAAGGUGCAUCAAACUGACAUAAUUAAAAGAGCGCAUUGUUCAAACCUCCAAACAAUCGAAACAUGACAUUUGUGUUUGUUUCAUGUGUUAACGUGAGGAAGGUCACUCUCUUCAUCGCUCAACGCACAUCUGAUGGUUUCUUUGCCACUAUCUUUAAAUUCUUCAGUGAAGCGGAAACGCCAGUGGACUUUUAAUUCACGUUUUCCAAUGUACGGCACUUUCUUUUAAAUUUUUACCACCGAAGCCAAGCGUAAAAAACGUUUUCGUAAUAUUUUGAGGUUUUUCUUUUUUUUUUCAUGCACAACUUUAAAAUUAACAUUAAAACAGGUGGAUAAAAAAACACUUGUCUUUUUAUUCCACGCAUUCUUUUUCCUUGUCAAAACCUGGUGCCUACAUCACCCACAAUGCAACACAACGACUGAGGGUUCAGUUAAGAGAUUCAGGUCUGCUCAUAGCGGCUAAUUUAGUGGGCUGUAGCCUCUUGUUCUUUAUUCUGGUGUCGUACUUCCAGACGUGUAAACAGACUGGAGUGUAGAAUUGGUGGAGUUCCUUCUUAGGUCUUUGCAUCUCAGUUGGACAGAUAAUUGGAAUAGUCUGAGAAUGUGGCGGUGCUGUCACUGUGGAACUAUAAAGCACACUCCCUGUGGAGCAAUGACUCGGCGACCUCCUGUCUUUCUGUCUGUCACCACAGAGGAGGGGCUACAGUAUCUUGUGCCUUUACACACACGGUGGAUGUGAUGCAGCCAGGUUUGGAUUAGCAUGACUUUCUAAUGUAAUGCCCUGUGAUUAUCUCCCUCUGUAUUCCACAUGUAUACUCUUUGUAUAUAUUUUUAUAAUCUGCCUGCACAAUGAUUAAUCCGGCCAAGUAUUAUAAUCCAAAACUGAUCCCUCUCGGGGAGUUUUGUGUUGAUUUUCGUGCUCUCCUGAAUACAGGGGUAUGUCUCUAUGAAUGUUGUGAUAGUUAUUUAGUGGCAUUAAGAUGAGCUCACUGUCCCAGGUGAUCAGAAUGGAAACUAUAUUUUUUUGACAGAAGCUCUUUAAGAUUAUACAGGUAGUUGACGGGAAGGCUAACAUCUCAUUUCUCCGGCCUCCUAAACUCAAAGCUGUGAAUAGUUGCGAAAGAAAACUGUAAUAUUGAAACUAUGAUAAUUAGACUACACUGUGGGAGAUUCCCUAAAAGCUGGCUGAGCCGUGAUGCUGGUACACUUCUUCUUCUUCUUCUUCUUCUUCUUCUUCUUCUUGUAGCAGCAUCUCGUGCUUUUGGUUGCUUUGAGUUUAGACUGCUCUGACGCAGGGCUCGUGCACAAAGUAAAAACUACAUACAUGAGAAGUGCAGUGGCUGUCUAUGUACUGGAGAGUUUUUGUAUUUGUCAGGGUUUUCUACAGAAUAUAUUUCAAGACCUGAUGUUUGUGCUGUAUGUCACACCCUGGGGAUGUUUGAGAAAUGAACAGAAUGAGUUAAUGAUUGAUGAAUUUGAUGAGGCUGCUAUUGUAAGGCCAUGAUCUGUGUUGUAUCAGGUUAGAACAACCACAUUGCCUUUGUUUCUUUGGGGAGGCCAACAUUCAUUAUAUAAUGUAAUGAAUAUAUUUAAAGAUGUAUAUUAUAAAGGUAUAUACAAAUCUGUAUAUAUCUGUGAUCAAGUAUUGAAACCAGAUGCACACUGUACUAAUUAAACCUGUUUUGGUCAUAUUUUUGUGUUUUCAAUUGGAUGGCAAAAUGGCUUUUCUUUUUUAGGUACAUUAAAACAGAGCUGCAUCAGAAUCUGGUACUUUAAACUGUAACACUCUGCCGGUCUUCUCAACGUCACACAUGGUACUUAGGCAACUAUUAUUUUUGAUGUUAAGUUUGAUCCUAUAUGUACAAUGAAAUAUGAUGGAUUGAAUUUCAGUGUCAUGAGGAUGACGACAUUUGUAUAAUGAGUAAGAAUGACUGGACAAAAUGAAGACAAACUGAUAACACUUUUUUUUUUCCUUUUCAAAGACUUGCCAGUGUGGCUCGUGUUGUUUCCCCUCUUUGUCUGUUUUUAGUGCGUCUUUUAAUGCAAUGCAAUUUCUUGUUUUGAUCCGUCUUUGUUUUCUGGAGAUUUUAAUGUGAAACAGCCUACACUACACUACACACAGGCCUGCGGGUCGUCUGAGCAUCACUCUGUGACUCGGACUGUCAUCGUCAACAAUGACCACCACUAAUGAUCAUGUAAUUGUAGUGCUGAAAGCUGAGAUUUACUUGAAAGUGUUGCUCUUCAAUAAAGUUGAAGACCAAGAGAAAA
Messenger RNA from Cottoperca gobio, 7670 nucleotides. It is a transcript of the gene tlcd4b, whose product is annotated as TLC domain containing 4b. The transcript has 6 exons. Gene Ontology annotation, biological process: lipid homeostasis. Lineage: Eukaryota; Metazoa; Chordata; Actinopteri; Perciformes; Bovichtidae. Bases 2468 to 3073 code for a protein of 201 amino acids. Gene Ontology annotation, cellular component: endoplasmic reticulum; membrane. The record is from RefSeq and is a predicted model, not a curated record.